Elaeis guineensis (African oil palm) is the source of this 2911-nucleotide messenger RNA. RefSeq lists its product as uncharacterized. Gene Ontology annotation, cellular component: endoplasmic reticulum. The record is from RefSeq and is a predicted model, not a curated record. Lineage: Eukaryota; Viridiplantae; Streptophyta; Magnoliopsida; Arecales; Arecaceae. Gene Ontology annotation, molecular function: lipid binding.
CCUCCCGUUACUUCUCUCUCUCGGGCGCUCUGGUACCGUCCGUUGCCCAAGAACUCGAAUCGCCGAAUCCGAUUCCCCUCCAUUAUCUUUGCGAAUCCUUAUCCCUUUAUUCCGCGAUCCAUUUCUUUUCCGAAUCGGUCCAUGGCCGCGGUCUCUCUUUGGUAAUUCGCCGCCAUGCUUGUCUCCUUCUUCCUCGGCUUCUUCUUGGGGGUUGCGGCCCUGGUGGCCGUCGAGGUCUUGGCGGCUCUUUGGAUCAUCGAUCGGCUCCGCCGGAAGGGGCCGGCCGUCGAUCCCCGGGAGGUGGAAGUAGGCCGCGAUCUCGAAGUCGAGCGUGCGCCAACCUACCCGUGCAACAAGCAGGGAGUUGUAUGGGUGAUAGAACCAGAGAAGGUUCCAAAGGUUAAUACUGAUGGAUCACCUACAAGAGGGUCCAAAGAGCAAAAGCAUAAGAAAAACAUUGUGGAGGUUUUCCCUGCCAAAAAAUUUGCUAAAAUCAAAGAUCAUGUCCUAAUCUUGUCAGAUCAAGAUGGUUCUCAAGCAACCAUUGAACUCCUAGAUUGUAUGGUGGUGGCUGUGUCUGCUUCAAAUUUAUCUUCACGAAAAUGGGCUAAAAGAUACCCCAUUAGAUUGGAAAGCAAGGACUCAGUCCUUUAUGGUGGAAGUAAGAUAUGUUACCUAUAUGUUGACACGUCCUGGGAGAAGGAAUCAUGGUGCAAAGCUCUUCGUCUUGCAUCCUGUCCUGACAAGAGAAAGUGGCACUGGUUUUCACAGUUGAGUGAAGAGUUCCACAAUUAUGUGGCAUCCUUAAAUGCUGAAUACCCUUCAUUUCUCAAGCCUUCAGCACUUUCAUGUGAGGCUACAGACAAAACAAGUAGGAUUGAUGGAUCUUCAAGAGUUCGUCUUUUUCUGAAAAAGCUUGCAAAGAAGGCAUCUACAAAGACUGGUGUAGAAAGUAAAACAAGUUCAGCUUCAUCAUCCGCCCGUGGUGAAAGAAGGGUUGGUGAUAAGUUACGUUCAUUGAAUGAUGCAUCAUUAACAGAUGGACUUAUAAAAAGUUCUUUAGAGGACAAGUCUUUGAGCUAUUCUUUGCAAGAUUCGGUGCAACCUCCUUCGCCAAGGUCUGCUCAUUUGGGCAACAAGAGUCUGUUUCCCAUAUUUUCUGAUGCAGUUUGUGAUGAGAAUUUUAUCAGUGAUGAGGGUACACUUUGCUGGAAUUUGUUGUUUUCAAGGUUGUUUUUUGAUGCCAAAAAAAGUGAUGAUGUACAUAAUGCCAUAAAAACACGUAUCCAGAGAACGUUAUCAAAUAUGAGGACCCCUAGUUACAUUGGUGAAGUAACAUGCACUGACUUAGAUCUUGGAAAUAUUCCACCUUAUAUUCAUAAAAUGAGGGUUCUUCCCAUGGACUUGAACGAGGUGUGGGCUAUGGAAGUUGAUAUUGAAUACUCUGGUGGUGUACUAUUGGACAUUGAGACAAGACUUGAAGUUUGCGAGCCUGAAUUGCAAAAGGAUAUAAUAAAUACAACAUUGGGACCAAGUUCUUCGGGUGACGUGAAUUCAGAACUUCUUGAGGGUAUUGAGCAUUAUAGAGAUCAGUUGAAAUUUUCAAAUAACACUGCUGGAGUGGAUAAUAUAGAUGAAGGGGAUAAAGUUGACGGGUUCAAACAGUCAAGGAGCACCAGUUGGAGGUCAAGUUAUGUGUCGAGGUGGAAGGCUAUCCUUCAUUCUAUUGCUGACCAAGUUUCACAGGUGCCGCUCUCCUUGGCAAUAAGGGUCGCAUCGCUUCGAGGGACUCUACGCUUCCACAUUAAGCCACCACCUUCUGAUCAGUUGUGGUUUGGAUUCACAUCCAUGCCAGAAAUAGAUUGGAACUUGGAGUCUUCAGUUGGGGACCGAAAAAUCACCAAUAGCCACAUUGCUUUGCUCAUUGGCAAUCGGUUUAAGGCUUCAGUUCGUGAAACUUUAGUGCUGCCAAACUGUGAAAGCUUAUGUAUUCCAUGGAUGUUAGCGGAAAAGGAUGACUGGGUUCCACGUGAAGUUGCACCAUUCGUAUGGAUCAGUCAAGAAGCCUCGGAUGUUAGAGGUCCUGAUUUGUCGAACUCCCAACAUGAGGAAGCUAAACCAAGACUUGAUGGUAACAACAGAAGUAAGGCUGGUCCUGCUUUUCUUGAUGAAAAGAUUGAGAAAGAAAAGAAUGCGAUACAAGUUGAGCAACCACCCCAAGAAUCCGUCUCAGAGUUCUCUACUUCUCAUGGUGGGUCACUUGCAUCAGUUUCCAAUGGACAGUCUUCUUUUGAUAGCAUAAAUGAGGAGUUACGUAUACCACUAUUGAGGACUAAUGAAACACAAGAGAGCUGUGAUCAGAGUGGAGUGGAGUCUCCCAGGACUUCAUCCUCUAGUGCAAUAGUAACAACAGUGGAGGAGACAACAAUACCUUCUGAAGAGGAUGCAAAACCAAAGAAAAUAACUAGGCGAGCUAGGAUGAAGGAAAUUGGGAAGAGGAUGGGAGACAAGUUAGAAGAAAAGAGACGCCACCUUGAGGAAAAAAGUAGGCACAUUGUUGAAAAAAUGCGAGAUAAUACAAGGACAUGAGAUUUGGGUUCACCCGAUAUGAAAUGCUGACAAAUUAUGGCGGGUUGAGAUAUAGUGUAGAAGUGGGAUGCCCAUGGCAAGGAAAGGAUGAUGAUUUCCAACAAAGACUAUUAACCACUUAUUAGAUUCUUUGUGAAGUGCUACUGGUGGUGGUAUUUCUCCCGGUUAGACCUAUUUUUUAAAAAUGCUUGUAGUCUUGUGCAGUAUCAACUACUAUCUAUAAACAGGUGCCUUCUUUUCCUUGACCCUAUUUAGGACGAUAUUUGUGAUACCAUUGUGCAUAAUAUCAUUUCAUUUUACCGGCUGCAAAUAAACACGACAG